Saprolegnia diclina VS20 is the source of this 1470-nucleotide messenger RNA. RefSeq lists its product as hypothetical. Lineage: Eukaryota; Oomycota; Saprolegniomycetes; Saprolegniales; Saprolegniaceae. The transcript has 11 exons. The record is from RefSeq and is a predicted model, not a curated record. Gene Ontology annotation, molecular function: protein binding. Bases 1 to 1470 code for a protein of 489 amino acids.
AUGCGUGUGUCGGAGCCGCACAAGGAGCUCGCGGUCUCCAACGAAAAGUACGUCAAGAACUGCACCGAGCUCGUGCUGGCGCACCGCGAGAUCGAUGUCCUCGGCAAUUUUGAACCGUUUGUGAGCCUCGAAGUGCUGUGGAUCAACGACAACUACAUUGAAAAGCUCACGGGUCUUGACACGUGCUUUCGCAUCAAGUAUUUGUUUGCGCAGAACAACCGUAUCUCGACGGUCGAUGGAUCGCUCUUGCAUUUUACAUUUCUGCGCGAGCUUCGACUCUUCAACAACCGCCUCCAGGACCUGCACGCGACGCUUCGAACCCUCUCCAAGCUUUUGCACUUGCACGAUUUGGAUUUGUUUGGGAAUCCGCUGGCCGAAGAAGAAAACUACCGUCUGCACGUGAUCGCAGCGAUUCCGUCGCUCGAAGUGUUUGAUCGGCACGUCAUCACCCCCGACGAGCGCCUCGCCGCCAAAAAGCUCAACCUGCGGCGGCCCGGCCACACCGCCAAAGCCAACAACAACCACCAGCUGACCAAGGAGCCGCAGCCGCAUGAAUGGUCCGGCACGGUCAAAAUGCUCAUGAAGGAAGUAUCGGUGAUCGAACGACGCCACAAGGCCCAAGAAGAAGCGGAGCGAAAGAAGCAAUUUCAAAUGACCGACGCGUCGUUUACGAGCCAAACAAAUGCGAGCAACCGCGCGAUUGCGAUUGCUCAAAACGCAACCGUCAUGGACGAGUGGGACCUCUGCCAUCUGCGCAAAGCCUUUCGAGCGGCCGACCCGCACAAACGCGGGGGUAUUUUUGCAACCCUUCUCGGACACAUAAUCUCGGAAAUGCUCGACCAUGGUCAGCAGCUUGUCUUCAACGACAAUGUUCUCCACGAAGAAAGCAACUUUACGGAAUUACUCGCACACGUUACGCGACCCAUGACGGCCGCCGAGAUUGAUCAAGAAGACGUCGACCCACCCACCACAAGCCUUGUGACGUGGGCGCUCUUCUCCCAGGGGUUUACCCAGGGAUUCGUUGGACCGAGCAAAAUUCCGCUCCGUUGGCAACCGCUGCCAGCCGCCGACGUGGCAUUGCGUGCUGACGAAUACUUUGAAAAGUCGCGGGCCCUCCAAAAACGCAUGAUGUCGAUGGCCGAGCCCAAGCCGGACUUGAUCAAGCAAAUGCACGAGCUAUCGCAAAAGGCGUACCACCUACAAAGCCUUCGUGACCAGCGCAGCUCGGGACGCAGCUCAUUUGCGCACAUUGCUGCGGCCGAGGCCAAGUCCCCUGCCCGCGACGCAAUUACCGUGUUUAGCUAUACCAAAGUAUGUCCAUCCAAGGGCGAAAAGGACGCCGACCAAGACGAUCCGAGCCAGCUUCUCGCCAAAAAGUACGCUAUCAAAGACAAGGAUUUUCAAACGUACUUGAAAGCCAAAGACGCGCGGCGACCGGUCAAGGUGACGAAAGACGUGUUGACCAUGUAA